Histoplasma capsulatum G186AR is the source of this 561-nucleotide messenger RNA. RefSeq lists its product as uncharacterized. Bases 1 to 561 code for a protein of 186 amino acids. The transcript has 2 exons. The record is from RefSeq and is a predicted model, not a curated record. Gene Ontology annotation, biological process: SRP-dependent cotranslational protein targeting to membrane. Gene Ontology annotation, cellular component: signal recognition particle, endoplasmic reticulum targeting. NCBI's taxonomy places the organism in Eukaryota, Fungi, Ascomycota, Eurotiomycetes, Onygenales, Ajellomycetaceae.
AUGCCGUAUCUACCUACCUCGCAGGAAUACCUAGAGCAGUCAGCGCUCCUGCUGCACGCCUAUCCCGACACGACUCGAAUAACAACAAAAUACUCCUACCCCACCUCCAAAAAAUCCUCCACCGCACAGCCCACCUCCGCACAGUCAAAACCCUCCGCGCCAGAUGCCUCGACAACACCGACACAGAAGCAAACGCAAUCGCAAUCGCAAUCACAAUCACAAUCACAAACGACUGCAACCCUAACCCUCAAAACCUUCCAUCCGACCAGCGGCAUCUGCCUUAAAUAUCGCACGAACAAAGCUGCGGAAAUCGGCCGGCUAAUCGCAGGCCUAGGGAAAUUGGCGAGCGGCGCGCCAGAUGCUGAGACGGCGGUAGCAGCGGUCACGGGCGCGGAUGCGGCCGUGGCCGCGGCCAGCAGUGUCGGCAUGGCGGGGGAUGCGGAGAUGGUAGAUGCGUCUGCGCAUGCAGCCACGCCGGGACCUGGCACCGUUGCUGGAGGGAAGGGAUCUAGUGGCAACGGUGGAGGUAAAUCAAAGAAGAAGACCAAGGGGAAGAAGUAG